Molecule: messenger RNA, 906 nt
Organism: Blastomyces dermatitidis ER-3
Lineage: Eukaryota; Fungi; Ascomycota; Eurotiomycetes; Onygenales; Ajellomycetaceae
Product: toxin biosynthesis protein
Exons: 2
Coding region: 1-906 (301 amino acids)
Source: RefSeq, a predicted model, not a curated record
AUGGGCUCAACCAAAGAAUCCUACGAACCCUUCUUCGCCGACGUCCUCUCAAACCCACUCACGCCGCCAAUCCACGCAAUCUGGGCUCCCGACAUCGCCAACCAUGGGCAAUCCUUCCAGGUCAACGAGGACGAGAUAGGCGAUGAACAUCACUGGUUUGACAGGGCGCACGACAUCAUGACAAAGCUGGGGCUGCGAGCACCUCCUGCUUCCCGCAGCUUGGCACCCGCGCAUUUUCCACGGCAUCGUGCUCAUGGAACACGUGCUGGAGACGGGAUAUCACUUGAAGAGCUGAAAGCGCUAGGUGUUCCCGAGCAAGGGCUGGUGCGGAGUACGAACAUAGGGUUCUCCGUAGCUCUGAUGCGCGACCGGUGGGAGAGCCGCGAAGCAGCGGAGAGGCACAUGCGCAGGUCCAAAUACUAUUCGCAGUUCGACCCGCGCGUGCUAGCUCAGACGCUGCGGUAUGAAUUCCGCGAUAUGCCCGAUGGAAGCGUGAAGCUUGCGACACCUAGAUAUCAGCAGGCGCAGCUGUUCAUGCGCGCUGCGCCGCCAAUGAAAGGUUAUCCCGUCAGGGAAGACUAUGCGACGAGGGCCCAGGAGAGUCUUAUCGCACCGGGCUUCUAUAGGGGUGAGCCGGCGAAGAUAAAGGAAUACCUGCCGGGGAUUCAUUGUAAAACAUUGUAUGUGUGGACAGCAGAGGACAAAAGUAUGCUAAGCACAGAGUCCUAUCGAAGCCGGGUUGUUGGCAAGACAGGCACGGGUCUUGGUGGGGCCGGAGGCGAAGGGACAGGCCAGGUUAAAGAGGUGUUUGUGGCGGCGGAGGCGCACGCUCUGCCGUUUCUUGAACCUAGGGGGACGGCUGGAGUAGUUGCAACGUGGCUGGGCGAAGAGCUCAAGCCGUCGUGA